Eurytemora carolleeae is the source of this 2209-nucleotide messenger RNA. RefSeq lists its product as uncharacterized. The record is from RefSeq and is a predicted model, not a curated record. NCBI's taxonomy places the organism in Eukaryota, Metazoa, Arthropoda, Copepoda, Calanoida, Temoridae. The transcript is spliced from 27 exons. The coding region runs from base 35 to 2209 and encodes 724 amino acids.
AGAUCAAUAUUGAAAUUGUUGAGAAAGAAAUAUAAUGUUAAAAACAGUCUGUUGUGCCAUAUUAGUUGGGCUGACUUCGGCAAUACAAAAUGUUUUUGAAGAAGUGGCUCCACCGAAUUUCAGCAGCACCCCUGAUCAUGAUAACAGUCCCUGGGAAUCCCCCGGACCACCAUAUUCAAGUUUUCAGAAGGAAUCAGAGGACAAAAUUAGACUCCCGCGAACACUUCAUCAACAGGUGUUAAAUGAAAGGAAAACCCUCCCCGGAGCUUUUCUUCCCGGCCUAGGAAUUGUCAGAAAUUUUAAAUCCAACAUCGAUUCUUCUAGGAACAUUCGACAGUCAAGUGGAGUAGACAGUGGGUUGGAGCCAGUCAUUUUAGACAACUCUAUUAUUAUUAUUAUUAUCAUCAGUGUGCUGGAUGAUCAAAGUAUAAUUGACGAUGUUGGAAAUAUCGUCAGCUUCACAGCUGACACCAGUUCCCCUGUUGUCGGCAGCGCUAUUAGGGAUUUGUCAGCGGUGCUGGAAGAAAAUACUUUGUCAGCAGAAGAUGUUGAUAUAUUAACCCCCAGUAGUGUCAGCUUGAGAGGAGACACGCCUCCUGCCGCUCUCAGGAAAUCCGAUGAAAAAUGCGAAUAUAUUCAAAUGAAAGGCGGAGUUUUAGGAGAUAACUGUAUGAAAGGAGGAAUGAGUUGUGAAAGAAAAUGCAGUUUUGAAAUGUCUCCACCAGAGUGCACUGAAGUUGAGGAGACUGUGUGUGAGGAUGUGCCCGUGGACCGGUGUGAGAUGGUGAUGGACAAGUCCUGCAAGACGGUCCAGGAGGAGGUCUGUGACAACCCUCAAGACCCCGACAUCAUGCAAGAAUGUGACGUCAUACUUGAAGAGAAAUGUACAACGGUUGAAGACUCUGUGUGCAGGAACACUACUAAGAUGGCGUGUACAACAGUUGACAAAGAGGCUUGUACAACACUCAAAGAACAGGUUUGUCGACCCAGUGGAGACUCUAACUGUCGACAAGUUACAGACCGAGUUUGUAAUCUAGUGCAGGAUGUCGUGUGUCGGAAUAUUACAGAAAAUAGGUUUGAGGAAAAAUGUUGGACAAUUGAAGAAGAGGUCUGUAAAACGGUUUAUGAUACAGUUUGGGAAAAUAAGUGUGAAAUGGUGAAUAUUACUGUCCCUCAGAGAGAUUGCAAUGUCAAGGAAACUUUUGAGAUGGAGGAGAGAUGCGAGAUAGUGAAUGCUACCUCAACUAUGCCUAUCUGUGUAACAGUUAAGGAUCAGAUUAGUGAGGAGGAUUGUGAGACGGUAGAACCCUCAGACCUGUGUUUUGAGCAGUCCUGUACAGACAUAUCCGUUCCUACUUUCAGAAAAGAAUGCAGAGAAGUUCCCCAAGAGAUGUGUGAAGUUGUGAUUGAACAAACAAUGGACAAGAAGUGUACAGACGUAGAACAAACAGAAUACAGUGAGGAAUGCACUUCAGUUGUAGAGAAGGAAUGUACAUCAAAAGAGGAGCUUGAAUGUGAAGAGACCCCAGUUUCUCCCGAUACAGGAUACGGAGUUCCACAGGCUGAGGUAUUGACCACAUCACAGUUCGCUCGAACACCAAAACAGGUUUCUGGUGGAUUUGGAAGCAGGGUUGGAGAACGUUGGAGAAGGAAAAGUAUUCUUAGUCGUACACCAAUAAAGGAGAAGCAUGAUGAAGAAAGCAAAGAUAAUGAUGAUGAUGAUGAUGAUGAGAAUGAAACAAGAAGAAAACGCGCAAUUGCAGAGAAUGAAGACGACACGGUGACUACAGAAUCUGUUAUCGUGGAACGGGCCGCGCAUUUUGGAGACAGACAACCUUUUGCUGGAUCUGUCGACAGAGAAGAGUGUACAGAGGUCACAGUAAACAAUCCUAAACAAGUUUGUACGCAAAUACCAAAACCGGUUAAAGAGGUUGUCUGUGAGACUCUCAAUAAACCUAUUGAACUGGAGGAGAUCUGUAUAGAUAUUGAUAUCCAACUUCCAAGGGAGGAAUGCCGGAAAGAAUCUAGAGAAGAGUGCAGGGAGGAAUGUAAAACAGUUCCUCGAGAGGAAUGUAGAGACGUUGUGGCAAAAUCUAAACCUGGAGAAUGUCGCCUUAACACUAGGCUGGACUGUACAGAUACACCCAGGAAAAGUGAAAACUGUGCAAUGGAGUGUGAACCGGUUUUCUGGUGUAAACAGUGUAAAUAA